AUGACGAAGCACGGAGUUCCGCUCAACACCCUUAAGGACUGUCUCCAGUUCCUGGAGUGGUUGAAAAAUAAUGAUGGUAAGCAAGGGGAGGUGGCCAACAAUUUGUGCGAACGGAUUAAACACUAUUAUCAGAAGGAGGCUAACACUCUUGCUGUAGACGUUAAAGAGGGCUUGUCCCCGUUCCUCAACAAGGUCUCGACGUUCUAUAAUAAGCUGGCCACAAAUGCUGUUGCCGGCAACCAUGAUGGUAAAGGCGCAACGGAAGUCACCGAUGCGCUUCUGGAGUGUAUCCCAAAAUUUCUUGCUGCCAUUUACUUCUUGCAGUAUUGCAUAAAUAUCACCUUCUCAGAACUUGGCGGUGGUGGAUGGAAGUACGAUUAUCCGGGAUACGAUGAGGGAUGGACGUACGUGUGGUGGCGGGCCAAGUCUGUGAGUGGCGGUGACCUUGCUAAAUAUCUCUACGCGAAAACCGACGACGCAAAGUAUGGCAAAAUCCCCGGGUUGAUACCCGGAGGCUUCAGUAAAAACGAGGUGAAAUAUAAGCAAUUUGCGGGGUACUAUGCCUAUUCCCAAGGUACUGAAAUGUAUCUGGACCUAGAAGCCAUUGUAAAAAAGAACCCCUACAAUUUCUUUCGUAGCGUCUUUGUCAGCUCCGCCAUUGGCAAUUCAGCGCAUCGUAACGAGAGCACCGCUAACGCUCUCUCGCUGGUGAGAACCUUUUGCGAUAUAGUGGAAAAAGAGACAGACAAAGAGAAGGGCGGUACAUUAUUAACGAAAUUGGAAGAAGGCCUUAGAAAGUUGGGGAUCCAAAAUUCUAUAUGUUGGCAAGACCUAAAAGAACAUUGUGCUAAACUUAUGGAGAAACUCCGCACACUUUUCAACACGCCGAAACGCUUCGACUUCACCGGCCAGGCGACGGGACUUAAAGAACUUAAGACAGAGGAUCUUGCAGGGAAAGCAGCGGAUUGGUUAAGAGAGAAUCUGACCAAAGUGCGGGGUAAAUUGGAUCAAAUUGAUACAAGUGACCCUGUCAUCUCCAAGCCCGACAAGAAAGAUCUUGGCGCAUACUUCACCAAAAACUUCUUCCCCUACGGAUUCACGUUUGAUGGCAAAUAUCGCUACAUAAAGUCACAAAGGGAUCUGAAGGAUUUGAUGAGGGAUUGGAGUAGUGUGAUCGGUGACCUUAAGCAACGGACUGGCAGCGAUUUGGAGAAGCUUAAAGAAAUCUUGGAAGGUAAAAUAAGAACAUCGUGUCCCGAUACCCCCAAGGAAGUUGUGCCACCCAAAAAGCCUGAGGUCCCGCCUGCCAAGAAUCAUGAAGGGAAUCAAAAUCAAGGCAAGAAAGGUGAGGGAGCACAGGACCAGGGCAAGAAGGCGGAGGGAGCACAGAACCAAGGCAAGAAGGCGGAGGGAGCACAGAACCAAGGCAAGAAGGUGGAUGCAAUUCCUCCAACUCCACAAGUUACAGGCUCUGCUCCACCUCCUUCUUCCGGUGCUCCAGGAGAUGCAGGCCCAAAAGGAGCUCCAGGCCCGCAAGGGCCUCCUGGUCCAGGGGGUCCGGGGUCUACAAGUCAAACGGUCCCAGGACAUUCUCAGCCUACAAUUACACCAGUUCAACAACCUCAGCCUCCCCCUCCGCCGCCUGCUCCCAGUCCCGCUGCAGCCCCUGGCCACCCUGGUCAGCCAGGUGGCGCGGUUCCAUCUUCAACGUCCGUUGACACUCCAGGUUCACAGCCUGGUUCCCCUCAAGUCACUGUGCUUAAUCAGACUACAGGUGUUUCAGGUUCAGGCACUGGGCCAAGUGGUGGGCAAGAUGUUGGUGGAAUGGCUGGCCCACCAAGUGGUCAAGUUGUUAGUCAAGGCACCGAUCACAGUUCAAGCAGCGUCACUACUGUUUCGGGUGCCCCGGCGGCUGGUGGAGGUGGGAGUGGAGAUAGAGGGGGUGGGGGGCUAGGGAGUUCGGGAACGACAAAAGAUCGGUCUUUUCCGGCUGCGCCUCCAGCUAAGCCUACUACAAUAUGCGAUGCUAAUUAUCUUCUGAACCUAGAUGCCGGUAAAAAUCCAUUCUGUGUAGUAAAACCUCAGAAGUCAAAGCCGGACCCCAUACGUUUUAGCAGAUCGGAUGAGCAACUCGCUUCCGAACACUCUCCCCUGCCUACUGCCAUCCGUCCAGGUCAUAGGCGUCCAUACUUUGUUCCACAGGAGAGGGAUGCCAGGCAGGUAGAAAGGGACGCUUCAAUUGAAACAUUUGCAGAUGGUAGAGAAGUAGAGGAGAAAGAUGCUUAUCCAAUGAUUAUGAAUGACGCAUAUAGUGGCGCCAUCAGUCUCGACGGUAAUGCAAAAUUCGACAAUGCUAACGAUUAUCGUCAACUGCUUGACGAGCAGAAGCGUCAAGAGGCGCAUAACCAAUUGGAGCAACAUUACGCUGAGCAACACAAACGUACAAAACAGGAUGAUGAACGUAGAUGGAAGGACGCUUAUGUUGAUUUUGUUUCAUCCGUCAGCGGCGACCCGAUUGACUAUACCUACCAGGCCGGCGCGUUGGAAGGGAACGUUAUGCCCGAGUUCUCAGGUCUUAUACCGCAGCCAGAUACCUUACAUGAUCAGAUUUUGGCGGAUUAUGACAAUCGUAUGGCUCAACGAAACCAGAAGUUGAAAGAACUGACCGCUGCGAAUGAACAUGAAAAUCGUAUCAUCACCGCCAUGCAAGACGAUCACAAACGAAUCGUCUCCGAUGCUCUUGCAGCCGCAGCAGAAUCAAAAGUAAAGGAAGAAGAAUAUUAUGAAGCAUUUUCUAAUCCCCUUAUGGGAACUCCUGUCUCGGAUCAAUCCCUGAUGUCUCUGAAGUCCGGCAAUUACGGUGUUCAACCGCCUAUGGGGGACUUUACCGGGAUGCCCAUAUUAGACCCCGAGCUGGCAUCUUCUUCAAUGCCCAAGGUUGAAUUGGAACCUGCCUUGCCAACACCUCCGAUAGACAUCGAAGUUAGGAACUUCAAUUCGCAAGAUAAUGUUUUAAAGUCUGAAAUCACCCGGACACGCCCACCACCUAUAAUCCAUCCCAUUGAUCCGGCCUCGCCGUAUGAUACGUAUCCCGGCCUGCCUCCGGUGUCCCCACCGCCAGACCCCAACUCUGAUACCGAGGCAGACUACAAUCAUCCGAGUAAUUGGGGAAAAUUUAAGAAUCACGGUUUAUAUAUGUUUCCUAACCCGGAUAUGUGUAAUGAUCCUUGGAAUUACGUCCCCGAUUCCUCCACCACUACCAUAACUCCAACCCCCUCCCCUCCCCCGGGCUCCGACCAUCUGCCCCAGCCAAACACCGUCAGGGAAAUGCUUUGCUGGUUGGUCGGCUUGAAUAAAAAUGGGUACAUUCCGUUCAUCGAAGAGCAUCUUAAGAACCUUCUGAGGGAGCGUGACAAUGAUGUCUCACAGUCUCCAGAUGCCCUCGAGGUCACCGGGAUGCCCUCUCAGCUGACCGCUUCCCAUGUCUCCAACACUCUGACCGAGGCGUGUCACUACGCGGCCAACGUUCUCCACAAGAUGAAGUAUAAGGACUCCAAGGAUGCUCCAACAACUCUAAACUUCAAAUCAGUAUAUUGUCAUCUUCGUUAUUCCGACGACCCCGCUCGCCUCCUCUGCCAGCUCCGGGACUAUGCCUACGCCUGCUGCCACCAGUUGGCGUUCCUAAAGUCGCAGUGUUCUCGGAAUAAAAUAAACGGUGGCUGGCAGGAUUGUGAGUAUGGCAAUAAUAUCCCCGACUCCCCCCUCCAGGCCUUUCUGAUUGACGCCCAUGACUCCAAGUUCAAGACUCAUCCCUUCGACCCGUGUGACAUCUGCCUCAAAAGCCGUGUCAGGAUGGGAUUCAGGGAGGAGGAUUUGCCUGCAACUCACGAAACCGGCAAGCGUAUUUCCACCAUCCUCUCUCCCACCUGCGGCGGCGCGGAUCCCCUGCUGACGUUGUCCUCUUAUCUCAGCUGCCUCACCAGGCGGACGCCGCGCACCACGGGGGAGCUUGUCUCGUUCUUCCACAAUUUCGGAAAUGCACUGCAACAAUCAUCUACACAGUUGUCUAAACUGGGCUCUGCCCUCACCACUCGACAUGACGACUGCCCCAGGUGGGACCGUCUUGCUGCCGACGACCUCCAAGUCAUCAAGUACGCCCGAGGCUCCGACCCUCCCAACUCCAACCACGACAAGGUCCAUGCCAAGACCCUGUCCACGCUGCUUGGCUGUGGCAUCGAUAAUGCCGACUGCCAACAACUCAUGAAGCCCAUCACCUACCGGGCCUACGCCCUGUACUCUUCCAGCUUCGUCCACGACUACCUCAGCUGGACGGUGUAUCUACCAGACAGACUGUGGGAGUCACUGCUCAAGUUGCACUGCGAUCUCGAGGAGCUUCAAUGUCACGACUCCAGGGCCAAGCCCCUCCACCAGUGUGACAAGGCCAUGCCACUCCUCUACUCUCACGGGUUCACUCCGCCGGACGGGGCACUGCAGCCGUCACUCACGUGUUCGAAGGUCAUCGCCAAGCUGGAGGCAGUGGUCAACGGACAGCCUAUCGCAAGCCUCAUGACCGCCAUGGACCUUUUCCUCUACCACAUCCGUGCCCCCUUCCUCUUCACCAUCACAGCACUCUGGCUCACCGCCACGCUCUACAUCGCCCACUCACUCCUCUACCGCAUGGACGUCCUCCGCAUCCGCUCGCACCUCCUCACCACCAGGGCCUCCAACCUCAUCGACGUCAAGGCGCUGCUCGCCGGCAGCCGCAGGAUGCUCUCACUCUACAAGGACGUCGACUACUUCGAGGACGACUUUCACUCGUGA
Messenger RNA from Babesia ovata, 4821 nucleotides. Its product is annotated as Chitin bind 4 domain containing protein. The record is from RefSeq and is a predicted model, not a curated record. NCBI's taxonomy places the organism in Eukaryota, Apicomplexa, Aconoidasida, Piroplasmida, Babesiidae. The transcript has 3 exons. Bases 1 to 4821 code for a protein of 1606 amino acids.